Daucus carota subsp. sativus is the source of this 5180-nucleotide messenger RNA. RefSeq lists its product as uncharacterized. Lineage: Eukaryota; Viridiplantae; Streptophyta; Magnoliopsida; Apiales; Apiaceae. The record is from RefSeq and is a predicted model, not a curated record. Bases 125 to 1276 code for a protein of 383 amino acids. The transcript has 3 exons.
CAAGCGGGUACAGAUCUAGCGAGAGACACGCAGAACACUGGGCUUAAGACUGCUGCUAACAUUCAAGAAGAGGAAGCAAAUUAAAGAAGGUCUUCCCUACUUUGACCCGGAUCUUUGGAGGGCCAUGUCUGCGAACGAUUCUUUUGCUGCUGCUCUGCGAAAUUUGGGAGGAGUUCAUACCCUGCCAAAGCCACAGCCGAAGGAUAAGUCGGCAAAGAAGAAAAGGGGCGCCAAGAGGGGGGAAUCCGGGUCUUCCCGCCAGGAGACAGAUGGGACCGGGCAUUCAAGUGCUACUCCGGACCCGGAGGUCCCAGUUGAAGAUCAGGAGCUGGGAGUUGAUGCUGUGGAGGUGGAGAGCCCGGUCCACGAGCCGAAGAAAAAGAAGAAGAAGACUGAUUCUUCCCAGAAACAAGUGAUUGAUAUGACGGGGGAGGAUCCGGGAAAGUCUGCGAUGGAAGUGGUGGACCUGGGGAUCGAACUCGAGGGUGGUUCCCGCCCAGCGCCCAGGUUUGGAAAAUAUCCGGUCAAGAAAGUGAUUGGAUUAAUGUCUGAGCUCCCCUCUGACCAGGAUUGGGAGAUGAUGGAAGAUCAGGGUUUGGUCGAGAAUUUUAAGGAGAUCGGGGACCUGUGGGGUCAGCUCGGUGGUCGCUUGGCCGGGUUCAACACCCAUGCUUUGGCUAACUUGAAGAAGGAGAGAGAUUUCUCUAUCGCUAAUCAUGCCAAAGCAGUGAAGUUGGAGAAGGAUCUUGAUAUAGAGAGGUCAGCCCGGGAAGCGUUGGAAUCGAGUUUGGCUACCAGAGUCAAGGAGGCUGAAGUUCGUAAGGAAGCUGAGCUCGGGCAGAGAGUCAAAGAUGCUGAGGCCCGGGCUGCGGGCGCGGAGAAGAAGGUUACCGGGUUGGAGCAGGAGGUGGCUGGCUUGAAGCAGGAGUUGGAGACCCGGAAAGCGCCUGCGGAGGUCAUCGCCGACUUUCAAAAGUCGAAGGUUUAUGAGGAUGCCCUGGCCAAGGCCGCAGCUGCUGAAGUCAUGCGCUGCUGGACUGUGGCUGAGAAGCAUAUCAAAACUGACCCGGGUGCUAAUGCUCAAAGCUUCAUUGACUUAUACAUUGCUGUGAAGAACAGAAUCAAUGCAGGUGGGGCGGAGCCCGAGCCUUAUGCUGUCCCGGGUCAGGAUGUGGACUCGGAUUCUUCGACUGAAUCCGAACCGGUGGAUGAAGAGAUUCCUGUUCAAGAUCCUCUUGCCGAUGAUCAUCCCGUCCAAGACUCUCCUCCUGCUUAGAUUGAUUUUUGCCUUUGCUUUUGAAAGACAAUGUUUUUGUAAUAUCAAGUAUAUUUGUGUAUCAGGAUUGAUUAUUUGACCGGGUCUGUGUGUACCCGGGUACUAUGGAUGCUUACUUCGCUGCUUUUGAUCAACUAUUUGUUUGUCAACAAUAGACUCGUGAAUGCUUCGUUGCUUGCUUUAUAUACUUAUCGUCCGGAUCGGUUGCUUAAAUAGUUUUGUACUUAGAAAUUUUUUCUAAGCAAAUGAAAUAGGUGGGCCCGGGUAACAUCUACCCGGGUUGGUUGCUUACAUAGUUUUGUACUUAGAAAAUUUUUCCAAGUAAAUGAAAUGGAUGGACCCGGGCAAUUCUUACCCGGGUUGAUUGCUUUAUUUGUGUUUGCACUUAGAAAUUUUUUCCAAGUAAAUAAAAUGGAUGGACCCGGGCAGUUCUUACCCGGGUUGAUUGCUUUAUUUGUGUUUGCACUUAGAAAUUUUUUCCAAGUAAAUAAAAUGGAUGGACCCGGGCAGUUCUUACCCGGGUUGAUUGCUUUAUUUGUGUUUGCACUUAGAAAUUUUUUCUAAGUAAAUAAUAUGGACCCGGGUUGAUUGCUUUAACAUGUUUGCACUUAGAAAUUUUUUCUAAGUAAAUAAUAUGGACCCGGGUUGAUUGCUUUAACAUGUUUGCACUUAGAAAAUUUUUCCAAGUAAACGAAGUGGAUGGACCCGGGUAGAUCUUUCCCGGGUUGAUUGCUUUGAUAUGUUUGCAUUUAGGAAUUUCUCCAAGUAAAUAAAAAUGGUGGACCCGGGCGAGGUUUACCCGGGUUGAUUGCUUGAUUGCCUUAGAAAAUUUCUAAGUAAAUAGUAACGUAGAUUUAUCAAUAGCAAAAGACUUCAUUGAUAUUAAAACUAUUACACAGCUUUGAGAAUGAUCAAAAGUACAUGACUGCUUUUAGGUAUAUAUGGCUGUCUUCCAGAAUCCUUCCUUCUCGUUGAUUUUACUGAUAGAACUUCCUCAACCUAAGACCGUGCCAGGUGUUGGAUACUUCUGACCCGUCCAUAUGCUCCAAUUUGUAGGUGCCCGGCCUUAGGACUUCUUUAACUUUGUAUGGGCCUUCCCAUUUUGGCAUCAGUUUUCCUGUGUUGGUCGGAUCUGAGGCUUCGGUGUCCCGUAGGACCAGGUCUCCUGCUUGAAAGUUCCUGACCCGGGACUUUUUGCUGAAGUGAUCCCGGGUCUUUUCCUUGUAUUUCUCCAUUCUCGCGAUUGCCUGAUCUCGGACCUCAUCUACCAAGUCUAAGUUGACCCGGAGUCCUUCCUCAUUGGCGAUUUCGUCGAAGUUGAUUACUCUGUGGGAAGGUGACCCGACUUCGAUUGGGAGCAUUGCCUCCGUUCCAUAGGCCAACUUGAAAGGAGUUUCUCCGGUGCUUGUCCGGGGACUGGUUCGGUAUGACCAAAGAACAUGUGGUAAUUCUUCUGGCCAUUUGCUCUUGCUUUCUUCUAGCCUUUUUUCAAUUCCUCUCAGGAGGAUCCGGUUGGUAACCUCUACCUGGCCAUUUCCUUGAGGAUAGGCGACUGAAGACUUCUUGUGCUUGAUGCCUCUUUCAGCCAGGUAGGUUUCAAAGUCUGACCCUAUGAACUGGGGUCCAUUAUCUGAGACCAGGACUCUUGGUAGCCCGAAUCUCAUCAGGAUGUUGUCCAUGAACCGGAUGACAUCUUGCUGGUUGAUCGUUCUCAUUGCCUUGGCCUCGACCCACUUGGUCAUAUAAUCAAUGGAGACAAGCAGGUAUCUGAGGUCUCCUUUAGCCCGGGGAAAAGGUCCCAUGAUGUCUAUCCCCCAUACAGCAAACGGGAUUGGGGAUAAAACUGAAGAAGGUAGGACAUGGCUUACCCGGGGCACAUUGCUGAACAGUUGACAGUUCUUGCAUCUUUUCACAAAUUCCAUUGCAUCCUGGUGGAUAGUCGGCCAGUAGUACCCCUGUCUGAUGAUUUUGUAGGCCAAGCUUUUGGCCGACAUGUGGUCUCCACAUAUUCCUUCGUGGACUUCUCUUAGACAAUACUCGGACUCUUCUGGACCGAUACAUUUCAGGAUCGGGGCUGAGUAAGUUCGUCGGAAUAGGAUCCCGCCUUCAACAAAAAACUUGGCUGCCUUAGCCUUCAGCCGUUGCGCUUUCCCCUUGUCUUCGGGUAACUCUCCCUUCUCUAUGUAGUUGAUCAGGGGAGUCAUCCAGGUAGGGCUGAUCUUGAAAACUUCCUCAUGUUCUAUUGUUGGCUUGUGCAAUUCUUCGAAAUAGACUGAGCUAUCUAGGUCCGCUGAAUUUUGGACCAGCCUGGAGAGGUUGUCUGCUUCAGCAUUCUCUUCCCUGUUGACUUGCAAGAUCCUGCAUCCGGGGAUCAGAGUAAGGUAGCUUUUCACCAAGGCUUGAUACUUGGUCAGGAUCGGGUCUUUGGCAAGGUAUUCUCCAUUGGUCUGCCUGACCACGAUCUGGGAAUCACUGUAGAUGGUGAGAUUUCGGAUAGACAGGGUCCGGACUAACUUUAACCCUGCUAGAAGGGCUUCGUAUUCCGCUUGGUUGUUGGUUGCUGCGAAACCGAAGGAGAUUGCUGUUUUGAUGGUGAACCCAUCCGGGCUCUUCAGGAUUAGCCCGGCUCCUGACCUUUCGGUUGUUGAGGAGCCGUCGACAUGUAGUAUCCAAGACCCCGGGUUAGAGUCUACCGGGGCUUUUGGUUCGGUCUCCAUGGGAGUUGUUUGAUUUUCUGGGAAGUUGCAUUCUACUACGAAAUCUGCCAGGACCUGGGCUUUGACUGCUGUCCGGGGUAGAAACGUUAGGCUGAACUGGCUAAGUUCGAUUGCCCAGUUCACUAGCCUCCCCGAGAUGUCUGGCUUGUGAAUGAUUUUCCUUAGUGGUUGGUUUGUGACGAUCCUGAUUUCUCUUCCUUGGAAGUAAUGUCUGAGUUUUCUGGAUGCGGUGAUCAGUGCAAAUGCAAAUUUUUCUAGGUUGGGGUACCUGGUCUCCGCAUCUUUGAGGACUUGGCUGACAUAGUAAACAGGCUUCUGUUGCCCGGCUUCCUCCCGGAUCAAAGCUGCUCCGACGGCCAAGGGACCGGCAGACAGGUAUAGGUAGAGAGGUUCCCCGGGUAAGGCUUUUGUCAGGAUUGGGGGUUUGGAUAGAUAUGCUUUGAUUUCAUCAAGGGCUCUUUGGCAAUCCGGAUUCCAUUCCACUAAUUUCUGAUUUUUUGCCCCUUUCAACAAUUCAAAGAAUGGUAGACAUCUUUCAGCAAGUUUUGAGACGAACCUUCGAAGUGCUGCUAAGGACCCUGCUAGCUUUUGGACUUCCCUCUGAGUCCGAGGUGGUUGCAUCUCUUGUACAGCUUUGAUCUUCUCCGGGUUGGCUUCGAUACCCCGGUUGCUUACCAUAAAACCCAAAAACUUUCCAGCUUCAACUCCAAAGGUGCACUUGUCCGGGUUGAGCUUUAGUUUAGUUCUUCUCAUGUUCUCAAAACACUCUUUGAGAUCAGAAAUGUGACCCGGGACUGAUGUAGACUUGGAGAUGAUGUCGUCGACGUAGCAUUCCAAAUUUCUUCCAAGUUGGUCCUUGAAAAUCUCGUUCAUUGCCUUCUGGUAAGUAGACCCGGCGUUCCUUAACCCGAAAGGCAUCAGCUUGUAGGCAUAGACUGCUCGGUGGGUUAUGAAGGCUGUUUUGGCUAUGUCUGCUGGGUUCAUCUUGACCUGGUUGUACCCGGAGAAGGCGUCCAUGAAACUUAGCAUCAGGUGUCCGGACGUGGCAUCGAUAAGCUGGUCAAUGCUUGGUAGAGGAUAAGGGUCCUUGGGGCAUGCUGCAUUCAGAUCCGUGUAGUCGACACACAUCCUCCACUUUCCAUUCGCUUUCUUGACCAUGACUACGUUGGCGAGCCAUUCCGGGUAUU